Messenger RNA from Sphenostylis stenocarpa, 2100 nucleotides. Lineage: Eukaryota; Viridiplantae; Streptophyta; Magnoliopsida; Fabales; Fabaceae. The record is from the annotation of a GenBank genome assembly.
AUGACUCUGAACCUCAUCCACCAUAAACCCUUUUCUUCUUUUUCUUCCAUCUUCUGCCUUCACACUUCCACUUCACUCUUCACUCAAACUCUUUCAAAACCCUUCUUCCUCUUACAAUCUAAAACCUCUUUGUCCUCUCUCUGGCUAUGUGCAUCUCCAUCCAAUGCCCCUCACUCUUCAACAACCCCCAUUUCCCUCCCAUAUUUCCACGAAGAAGAAGAAGAAGACAUAGAAGAUGAAGAAGGUCAUGACCCAGAUGAUCCAAACUACAAUUUCUCCGAUACUGACGCAUGGGUUUCCUUCCAAGACCCCCAAGACGAAGAAAAAUUGUACAUUGAGGAGAACCCUCUUACCUCGUGGCAUCUCGAUGAAGAACCUGAAAUGAGUUUGGGGAAUGAAGAAAUGGGGUGUUGUCAAAAGAGGGAAUUGCCUGAGGCUAAAGGCGUUGUGGGGGAAAUUAUUCAGCUUGCAAGGAACUUGCCUCAAAAUCUGACUCUGGAGAAGGCUUUGGUUAGGUACGAAGGAAGGGUCAAUGAUAAAGAGUGCUGGGAGGUUCUGGAAAUUCUUGGGGAGGAGCACCUCCUGGUGUGUUGUGUGUGUUUCUUUCAGUGGAUGAGGUUGCAGGAACCAUCGCUUGUUACACCCAAGGCCUGUGCUGUGUUGUUUCCAUUGUUGGGAAAAGGAGGAAUGGGUGAUGAGCUGAUGGAUUUUUUCAGAAACUUGUCGUCUAGCAAGGAGUUCAGAGAUGUUUACGUUUAUAAUGCCACAAUUUCAGGACUUCUGUACGGUGGCAGGUAUGAAGAUGCUUGGAAAGUGUAUGAGUCAAUGGAAACAGAGAAUAUUCAUCCAGAUCAUGUGACAUGCUCUAUUAUGAUUACCGUUAUGAGAGAACUUGGCCAUAGUGCAAAAGAUGCAUGGCAAUUUUUUGAGAAAAUGAAUAGAAAAGGGGUCAGAUGGAGUGAAGAAGUCCUGGGUGCAUUAAUAAAGUCGUUUUGUGCUGAGGGACUACUGAGGGUAGCUCUCGUCAUCCAAACCGAAAUGGAGAAAAAAGGGGUUUCUUCAAAUGUGAAUGUGUACAACACUAUGAUGGAAGCAUAUUGUAAAUCCAACCAUGUAGAAGCAGUUGAAGGCCUUUUUGUUGAGAUGAAAGCUAAGGGGAUUAAGCCUAUUAUAGCUACCUUCAACAUUCUAAUGCAUGCAUACAGCAUAAGAAUGCAACCCAAGAUUGUAGAAAAGCUACUGGCAGAAAUGCAGGAUGUUGGCUUGAAGCCAAAUGCCGAAUCAUAUACUUGUCUAAUCAGUGCAUACGGUAAGCAGAAAACCUUGAGUGACUUGGCAGCCACAGAUGCAUUCUUGAGGAUGAAGGAAGCUGGUAUAAAACCCACCUCACAUUCUUAUACAGCACUGAUCCAUGCAUAUUCGGUCAAUGGCUUGCACGAGAAAGCGUACAUGGCAUUUGAAAACAUGAAAAUGGAAGGUAUUAAACCUUCCAUAGAAACCUACAAUACUUUACUAGAUGUGUUAAGGCGUGCAGGUGAAGCUCAAACACUAAUGGAAAUAUGGAAGUUGAUGAAGAGUGAGAAAGUCAAAGCAACACAGACGACAUUUAACAUUCUUGUCGAUGGUUUUGCUAAACAAGGUCUCUACAUGGAGGCAAGAGAUAUAAUAUAUGAAUUUGGCAAUUUUGGAAUGCAACCAACAGUGGUGACAUACAAUAUGCUGAUGAAUGCAUAUGCAAAAGGAGGGCAGCACUCAAAACUGCCACAGCUAUUCAAAGAGAUGGCAGUUCUUAGAUUACAACCAGAUUCUGUAACUUACUCAACUAUGAUAUUUGCCUUUGUCCGAGUUCAUGAUUUUAACCGGGCAUUAUUUUUUCACAAGCACAUGGUCAAGAAUAGACAGAUGAUGGAUGGCAGCACAUAUCAGACGCUUCUGGCCAUUCUGGAGGCCAAAGCUGCUCGCAAAAACAAGGACUGGAGAGCCUUGCUUGGUAUGGUUAAAAGUAAGAUGGGUGUGAAAGUGAGGAGGCAGAAAGAUGAGUUCUGGAAGCACAAGAAAAGGCAUGUAAGAAAAAGUAGUUCUGAUGCGAGUGUACAGUAA